Messenger RNA from Aspergillus welwitschiae, 792 nucleotides. RefSeq lists its product as uncharacterized. Bases 126 to 395 code for a protein of 89 amino acids. The transcript has a single exon. The record is from RefSeq and is a predicted model, not a curated record. NCBI's taxonomy places the organism in Eukaryota, Fungi, Ascomycota, Eurotiomycetes, Eurotiales, Aspergillaceae.
CCGUGUUUAUCAGCCGUUGGUCACUCAGGAGCCACCAGCGACGCUAGCCUGGAAUCCUUAAUUUUGCCAAGGUCACACUGGAUCACUGAAAGACAGUCAAAGCCCAAUAAGCGGUUGGAGGGGUCAUGCUCACUGGUCAGCCGCGGUUUCAAAGCGGCUGGCAAGUGUUGAGAGUAGGACUGAUAUUAGGUAAUGGCCAGCAUGUCCACACACACACACACCCUUUUCUUUUUCUUCUCUCUUUUUCUUUUGCAAGCCAUCAUUGGAUCUCACUGGUCAGCUCUCUGCCAUGGUCAAUGAUCAUCACUGCCACAGAAAGCUAUGGCGCUCAGGGGACUAAACCCUCAUCAGGGUUAGCUUCGUCCUCUCUACAUCCUAUCUUUAGCACCCGGUGACAACACAGUCUCCCUUGUCCCGUGAAUCGCGAGUCAGACAAUGUGGCACCCUCCAAAGACGCGACAAAGUCACCCAGAAUUUCCCCUGCUCGCGAAUCGGCGUCCCUGAAGCCCUGGGCUGGCAAAUUUUGCCUCUUAUUUGACUAUAUUUUGAGUAGCACAUGAACGGCGGGAAUCCUGGUUCUCUUACAUCAGAAAAGUCGCCACGCUGGAAGGUCGUCGGGUAGUUCCGCUUUGUAUGAACCUUAGAAUGUGAUUCUUCCUUUACGGGUUACAACCGCCAUUACAAACUCUGGUCACACUCCAUCCGCUGGGCUGUCGUAACCUAAUCAAAUUAAUACGAUCAGAUUGCAACGUAGUAGUAGCGUGGCUUAAAUGAGGAGUAAACAAGUAGUAA